This is a messenger RNA of Parastagonospora nodorum SN15, 2106 nucleotides long. RefSeq lists its product as hypothetical. NCBI's taxonomy places the organism in Eukaryota, Fungi, Ascomycota, Dothideomycetes, Pleosporales, Phaeosphaeriaceae. The transcript has a single exon. The record is from RefSeq and is a predicted model, not a curated record. The coding region runs from base 1 to 2106 and encodes 701 amino acids.
AUGAAGAAGUUUGAGCCGCACUCGAGGAUAGCAAAUGCGACAGACGGGAAAGAGGGGGACCGUGAUUUGCAUGAAGCAGGCUACGCUGCCGAAUUUGAGAGACUCGAGGCGCAGUUGGGCGCGGGCCUGGAUUCUGUCAUCGAAAAGCCCUUUACACACAAUCCCACAUCGCUUGAAGUGCGAAGUCCAAGUCACAGACGAGUCCUGUCUGGCUCCCAGGUCGUAUCUGCGCAAUCCAUGGCAGCGCAGAAGGAAGCCGAGAAGACAGGGGGCAUUGUUGCUGUUGCAGAUAUACCCGUGGAUAUCAGUGACUUCCAUGCAGGCUCCGACUUUGACACACGAAGUAUCAUGACUACUGAUACUGGUCUGGCUAGAAGCGGGCCACAGACCAGCUAUUUCUUUCCCGAGGAUCCGGAGCAGCCAUCGUGGCGGCCAUUCUCAAUGGGUCGGCCUUGGCUUGCGAUGCUCAUUCUCAUUGCGCUUGCUCUAGCUGGUCUGCAAGAGUUUCUGUGUCAAUGGUCUCUUAUGAAGGUCAGGGAACACCCCGAGGGCGGCUUGGUAUCGUUUGAGAAGCCGGGUGACCUAACUAUUACCGAAUUCUUUACAUGGAAAUAUGCGCCCAUCAUGUCCUUCGUCUUCUAUGGUAUAUUAUGGCAGAUGACCGACUUUGAUGUCAAGCGACUCGAGCCAUAUUACCAACUGUCAAAGAAGUCGGGCGCAACAGCUGGCGAGUCGUUGAACAUGGACUAUCUGACUUUUAUGAGUUGGCUCGUCCCAUUGAGAGCCUUGCGUCACAAGCAAUAUGCGGUCAUUUACAGCUCAAUGGGCACUUUGGUAGCUAGUAGUCUCGUGCCGGUCCUUCAGUCGGCUUCCAUCGUGGUCUACCCACCAAAAAGCGAACGGAGUGGCGACAACACGCUCAAGUCAAUCAGAAUCGACCCGCCGUGGUCACGCGGGGUAUCGGGAUCGUUAGUCUUUGUAGCUUUCUCUGGAGCAGCACUCAUGUAUGCUAUGCGCCGGAAGAGUGGGCUACAAUCCGAUCCGAAGGGUAUUGCUGGCAUCGCGGCCAUGGCAACCAGAAGCCAUAUUCUUCAAGAGUUCCGCGGACUCGAUACCGCGCCUAUCGACAAGAUCCACAAGCAACUGCGGCAUCGCCGGUAUAUUCUCCAUAAGAGCGCACUGUGGCAGGGAGAAUUCAUCCGAAAUAACGCGGAGAAGGUACAUGAGCAUGGUGCGGAUCCUCGACCACUCAUGCUUCGCAAGCGUUCUGGUGUACCUUUCAUCACCUUCAUGGUACUUGUGACGGCGUCCAUCCCGGUCUUCAUGUUCUACGACGGCGCAGGUAUAGUCACAGAGAAGCUACCUUUCCUCAUGACUGCCCUAGCUACUGUGAUCCGAAUGCUCUGGAACACGAUGAACUCCGACGUCCGGAUGCUGCAGCCAUUCUGGAUCCUCGCCCAGCGCCACGCACCCGCAAAAACCCUUACGCUCGACUACGCCGGCACGAAUCCACUACUCCUCCCUUUCGUCGCCAUGUCCAAUGGCCACUACCUCGUCAUGGUCGUCGCCUUUGGCUCCAUCCUAGCCGAGAUCCUCACAGUCUGCGUCUCCUCCAUAAGCGUCGACGGCAAGAAAUUCAUCCCAGGCAACGGCGACCGCGACGAAGACGACCCCUCCGACAUAUCCCGGCACAAUACCGAGCAAACCUUCCGCUCCUUCUGGUCCUCCUUCUUCCUCACCAUGGCCAUCCUGCUCUACCUGAUCACCAUCGCACUCGUCACCUACGUCAAGCGCUCGCACAAAUUCAUGCCGCGCCAGAUCGGCACCAUGGCGUCUGUGCUCGCGUUUAUCCACCAGAGCCGCAUGCUGCUGCUGUUCAUCAACACGGAGAAAAUGGACUCGAGACAGAUGACGCGGCACUUGGAGAAGACGGGCAAGACGUUUGCGCUGGGCUGGGUGGGGGGCAGGAGUGAUGGGGAUGACCAUUUGGCGAUUGAUGAGGAGGAGAUUUUGGCCGAGUAUAGGUACGGGGUGGAUUGGACGAAGACGAGGAUUUUGGGACAUCAGGUUGGGGCGUGGGAGCAUUAUGAGUCGCAGGGAGGGUGA